Molecule: messenger RNA, 1161 nt
Organism: Eupeodes corollae
Lineage: Eukaryota; Metazoa; Arthropoda; Insecta; Diptera; Syrphidae
Exons: 2
Coding region: 1-1161 (386 amino acids)
Biological process (GO): DNA integration
Molecular function (GO): nucleic acid binding
Source: RefSeq, a predicted model, not a curated record
AUGAAAUUAGGAUUAGAGAACAAUCCACUUAAAAUUGAAGAACUAAAUGUAUCUAGAACAACAAUUACCAAAUUAGUACAAAACGAACUAUUUUAUGAAGAAAUAAAGGCAUUAAAUGAAUCAAGAGCUAUCCCUAAAGGAAGUGGAAUUUUGAACUUAAAUCCCUUCCUUGAUAAAAACGGUAUCUUACGUGUAGGUGGUCGACUUCAAAACUCCUAUUUACCUUACAGUCAGCGGCAUCCAAUCAUCCUCAAGGAUCAACAUCACUUUUCAAAACUAAUUGCAUGCGAUGCUCAUCAACGCACUCUACAUGGCGGACAGCAAAUCAUGAUGGCAGAUAUUCGAAACUAUUAUUGGAUAACCAACCUUAAACGACUAGUAAAAUUUACAAUACACAAAUGUGUAAGGUGUCAUAGACAUGAUGCUAUAAUGCAAAACCAACUAAUGGGAAGCCUUCCAACUGAACGUGUUAUAAUCACAAGACCUUUUACAAAUACUGGUGUGGACUAUGCUGGACCUGUUGAGAUUAAAAUGUGGAAGGGUAGGUGUAACAAAUUCUCAAAAGGGUACAUCGCCGUAUUCGUAUGCCUAUCUACAAAGGCCUUACAUCUUGAAUUGGUCAGUGAUUUGACCGCAGCAACCUUCAUAGCUGCUUAUAGGAGAUUCGUAGCCAGGCGCGGAAUAUGCAACAACUUAUUUAGUGAUUGCGGAACUAACUUCAAGGGUGCAAGCAAUGAUCUCAAAAGAGACAGUAAAUUCAUAACUUCUGAAUGGUCAUCCACAGUUUCAAAAACUCUGGACACGCUCUAUACCACUUGGCACUUUAAUCCUCCACUAUCCCCCCAUUUUGGUGGACUAUGGGAGGCAGGGGUGAAAUCCAUUAAACAUCACCUUAAAAGAACAAUUGGCACUGCGAAGUUAACUUUUGAAGAAUACUCUAAAUUACUAACUCAAAUUGAGGGGUGCCUUAACUCACGACCUCUUUGUCCAAUGACAUCUGAUCCAAAUGAUCUCAAUGUCUUGACACCAGGACACUUCCUUAUUGGAGGUCCACUCAAUAUUUUCGGAAGCAGUGGAGCACAAGCUAUCUUCACUUGCUUCAACAACGACCAAAAUGGUUACAACAAAAACCAAACAUCAAUGUUGGAGACAUUGUCAUAG